This is a messenger RNA of Peronospora matthiolae, 1428 nucleotides long. Lineage: Eukaryota; Oomycota; Peronosporomycetes; Peronosporales; Peronosporaceae. The record is from the annotation of a GenBank genome assembly.
AUGGAGUUUCUCAAGUUCAGCGUCAAGCCCAGCACGAGUUUCCACGGCACGAUUUUGUUCAAGUUUAAGAGCACGAGCGACGCGGAGCCCAAGACGACGUACGCGGUUGAGAUUAAUAACGACCAGCGCGUGGUGACGCGUAAGAAUGUGGACGCUAGAGACGUGCAUUCCACGUGCGACGUGACGAUCUCGAUGGAUGACUUUUUGUGGAUCUACUCGGGCAAGGCAUCGAGCUCGGACCUCUUGAAGCUCUUUUAUGCUGGACGCGUGGCUAUCAGUGGCUAUGCGUUCCGGAGCGUGUCCAAGUUUGCUCAGAGCUUUGAUUUUUCGUCGGAAAAGUGGUGUAGUUUUUAUGCCUGGCAGAAGGCGCACGAUCAGGAGAACGACGAUAGUCGUGCACUGGGCCUUAUUGAAGAGGGGAGGAGUAUUGGUGCGCCAUCGAGAAACGACUGGUUUUUACGUGCACGGACGAUGUUGGACAGCUGCAAUUUGAGCAGGUUGCAGCAAUUGCUGUGGGAGACAUCGCUGACGCACCUUUUCGGCGAGAAGAUUGUUCUGGACAGCAUGCGGCGUGCAUCAGUACGCGACAGGAAGAGUGCUGCUGGUAGAUGUAGUGCUGCGGCAAGUGUCAUGGGAGAUGCUGGACCAGUGUCAGCAGUACUGAAACGACACACGACAGGUGCGAUGAUACCAGGUCAGCUUCACUAUGGUCGAGAACAACGCGCGGUGUUGACGCGCUUUUUGCAUCCUUGUAUGAAACAAUCGGCCGUUGUGGCAAAGGCGCUUGCGCUAGGCAACCCAAAGCAAACGGCGGGCGUGAUUUUCGACUUCGUGAACGAGGAUUACGUCGGAGACGUGAAGCGUUACGCCAAGCAGCGUCAACAGCGCCGCCACUACCGCAACCGCGUCGAUCUUGGUGAUGCCGGUAUGGCGCAAUUGGACAAGCUAGUACAGGUUAUCGGUAAGGGUGGCCACUCGAAUCAAAAGUGGGAUAACCGGUCCAAGUACGUGCCUGCACCCGAGCGACUUUUGCGUGAGUUUCGAGUCAACGUGGCAUCGCUCAUGGACACUGUAAAAGAAAAAGCUUCAGGUCGUAAAGCUCUUCGCAAGAUUCCCGCGCCGGAAAUGGACUUUCUAGUGCGUAAUGGCCGCUCCGGCAGCAUGGUGGUUGCAGAUAGCAGUAGCAGUCUUGGAAAAAGGACGACUGCGGAGCAGCCAUUAUCUGCUAUUUCCGCAUUGCCGAACUUGCCCCAGAGCUUUAUCGUGGAAGUGAAUCGAGCCAAAAUUGCUCGCAACCGAAAGCGCUUUGACGUACCGAAGCGGCGCCUCAAAGCCACGUUUGCCUCGAUUUCCCGCGAGCUAGCGAACCAGAAGAAUCCUGUUGCGACGCAUUUUGACGAACAUCUGGUAUUUUCAGAUUACCUGUAG